Molecule: messenger RNA, 939 nt
Organism: Aspergillus mulundensis
Lineage: Eukaryota; Fungi; Ascomycota; Eurotiomycetes; Eurotiales; Aspergillaceae
Exons: 2
Coding region: 1-939 (312 amino acids)
Source: RefSeq, a predicted model, not a curated record
AUGUCCAAAUCCAACGUCCUCAUCUUCGGCGCAACCGGCGCAAUCGGCUCGUACAUCGCAGCAGCCAUCACAAACGCGCGCGAGCACUUCGCCCGCAUCGCAAUCUUCACCUCCCAAAGCACGCUCACCUCCAAAACAAGCGAAAUCAACGCCCUGCGCGCCAAAGGCGUCGACAUCCUCGUCGGCGACAUAUCCAGCAAACACGACGUGCUCAAGGCCUUCGCCGGCUUCGACACCGUCGUCAGCGCACUCGGGCGCGGAGUCAUCGCGCAUCAAAUUGAACUGAUUCAAUGGGCGGAUGAGAGCGAACACAUCAAGCGCUUCUUGCCGUCGGAGUACGGCACCGAUAUUGAGUAUGGACCGCAGAGUAAGGACGAGAAGCCGCACCAACAGAAACUGAAGGUUCGGGCUGCGAUUCGCGAGACCAAUCUGGAGUAUGCGUUUGUUGUUACGGGACCGUAUGUCGAUGUUCCGUUUUAUUUGGGCGCCGGUGGGAAUCCGCGCGGUGGGAGUUGGGAUGUUAAGGCGAAGAAGGCUGUCCUGCUUGGGGACGGGGAGGGGAGGAUUAGUCUUGUUGCUUGUGCUGACGUCGGCAAAUUCGUCGUGGCAACCUUAACGCACUGGUCCAGCGCACGCGGCCGCGCACUGAAACUAAACUCGUUUACCACGACACCGCGCGAGAUCCUGGCUGAGUUCGAGAAGCAGACGGGGGAAAAGUGGGAUGUUGAGUAUACGUCCUUGGACCGGCUCAAGGAGUAUGAGAAGGAGGCGUGGGAGAAGGGCGAGCCCGAUGCGACAGCGUUGACGCUGCGGCGGAUCUGGACGGAGGGCGGAACGUUGUACGAGAAGAGGGAUAAUGGCGAUAUUGAGGAUGAGGAGACGAUGACGCUGGAGGAGGCCGUUCGGGAGGCGAUCAAGGCGCAGACUGCAGGAGUGUAG